GGGCCGCGGCCGUAAAGCAGCGCCCGGAAGCACUUGGGUCUGAGCGGCCCCGCGCCCUUGCAGGUUGUCGGGCGCCCGGGUCAUGGCCGGCCCGGUGCGGGGCGGUGGGGUCCGGGCCCUGGGCCUGCUACGGGCCCUGCCCCGUGUGAGCCUGGCCAACCUGCAGCCGAACCCGGGCUCCAGGAAACCGGAAAGACGACCAAGAGGUCGGAGAAGAGGUCGAAAAUGUGGCAGAGGCCACAAGGGAGAACGGCAGAGAGGAACUCUGCCCCGACUGGGCUUUGAGGGAGGCCAGACCCCGUUUUACCUUCGAAUCCCAAAAUACGGGUUUAAUGAAGGACACAGCUUCAGACGCCAGUAUCAGCCUUUGAGUCUCAGUAGACUGCAGUAUCUUAUUGAUUUGGGUCGAGUUGAUCCUACACAACCUAUUGACUUAACCCAGCUUGUCAAUGGGAGAGGUGUGACCGUCCAGCCGUCUAAAAGGGAUUAUGGCGUCCAGCUGGUGGAGGAGGGCGCUGACACCUUUAAGGCGAAGGUUAACAUUGAAGUGCAGCUGGCCUCGGAGCUCGCCAUCGCUGCGAUUGAGAAGAACGGAGGCGUGGUCACCACCGCCUUCUACGACCCCAGGAGCCUGGAAAUCCUGUGCAAACCUAUUCCAUUCUUUCUCCGAGGACAACCGAUUCCAAAGCGCAUGCUCCCCCCCGAGGCGCUGGUGCCCUAUUACACUGACGCGAAGAACCGCGGCUACUUGGCAGACCCUGCCGGGUUUCCCGAAGCAAGACUUGAGCUCGCCAAGAAGUACGGUUAUGUCUUACCUGACAUCACCAAAGACGAACUCUUCAGAAUGCUCAGUGCUCGAAAGGAUCCAAGGCAGAUUUUCUUUGGUCUUUCUCCUGGCUGGGUGGUGAACAUGGCCGACAGGAAGCUGCUCAAGCCCACCGAUGAGGAUCUGCUCCAGUACUACAGCUCGUGAGCCCUUCGCGGCGGGGCAUGCCCCUCGGCAGGUGCUGCUGUUCUCUGCGGCAGCGUGUAUCUUUCUCUGUUUCAUCUAAAUUGAAAUAAAAAUGCAGGAAGCAAGCACUGCAUAGAGGAGCUGGAUCUGUGUGCGUCCUCAGA
Molecule: messenger RNA, 1116 nt
Organism: Vicugna pacos (alpaca)
Lineage: Eukaryota; Metazoa; Chordata; Mammalia; Artiodactyla; Camelidae
Gene: MRPL15
Product: mitochondrial ribosomal protein L15
Biological process (GO): translation
Cellular component (GO): mitochondrial large ribosomal subunit
Molecular function (GO): structural constituent of ribosome
Source: RefSeq, a predicted model, not a curated record